Molecule: messenger RNA, 2355 nt
Organism: Drosophila kikkawai
Lineage: Eukaryota; Metazoa; Arthropoda; Insecta; Diptera; Drosophilidae
Source: RefSeq, a predicted model, not a curated record
AUGUCCGAGUUAAUUCAGACGAAUCUGUCUGCCCAAUUUCAGGCUCUUUCUGGGGGAAGCCACGAAAGAGAACAGGGAAGCAAUUCGUUUGUGGACUUAGUUUUGGAUCAGUUGGAUGGCCAAGCAGGCACAAGCCGCGAAACUCCCAGAAGCAAUCAAUCGGACCUCAGCCAAAGGCCAGAUAAGGUUGGCCAUAUUAUAAAUAGUUGGAAGCUACGGUUUAAUGGAAAUCCAGAGGGAAUCAGCGUCAACAAUUUUAUAUAUAGAGAAGAAGCUUUGACUGGCCAAACCUUGGAAGGGAAUUUUUCGGUUCUAAGCAGCAACGCUAGCCUUUUGUUCGAGGGAAAAGUGCGCGAUUUUUAUUGGAGGUGCCACAAGCAAACCCAAAAUCUGAGCUGGGAUGCUUUAUGUGCAGCCUUGCGAAGGCAAUUCCGCGACGCCCGCACCGAUCUCGAUAUCCGAGAAGCCGUUCGGGAUCGGAAGCAGCAGGAUAAGGAAGGCUUUGACGCGUUCUAUAAUGCCAUAGAGGAGUUGGUCGAUAGUUUGGAGAUGCCGUUGACCGAAAUGGAAAUGGUCGAGGGAAAAGACAAGCGUCCGUAUGCCAAAGUGCGAAUUUUAGAUCGCAUUGUGACAGGGUUGUUAGAUACAGGGGCCGCGGUGAGUGUUAUAGGUGGAAGCCUGGCACAACAGAUAAUUCGCAACCGAGUACCGUUUAAGCGCGGAAUAUUUUCUAUAAGUACCGCAGAUGGAAAAAAACAGGAAGUGCUAGGACGAAUAACUACACCGGUCCAGUAUAAGGAUCAGGAAAAAAAACCUGGAGCUCCACAAAUGCAAAUUUCCGAGUUAGUGGCUGCAUCACACGAUCUCACCGCUACGCAGCACGAAAGUUUACAAAGAGUUAUAGGAAAGUUUCCUUCAUUCGCUGAGUCUGGCCUGGGAAAAACUUCUAUUCUGUCACAUACGAUUGACGUAGGGGAGGCAAAACCAGUAAAACAGCGGCAUUUUCCGGUAUCACCGGCAAUAGAAAAACUCCUUUACGCAGAAGUGGAUCGUAUGCUUAAACUUGGAGUUAUUGAGGAAUCGGACAGUGCUUGGUCCACCCCAGUGAUAUUGGUGCAGAAGCCAGGAAAAGUUCGGCUCUGCUUAGACAGCCGGAAGGUCAACGCAGUCACCAAAAAGGAUGCUUAUCCGCUUCCACAGAUAGACGGGAUAUUAGGCCGGCUUCCGAAAGCUGUAUAUAUAUCUAGCUUAGAUCUCAAGGACGCCUAUUGGCAGGUACCGCUCGACCCAGAAUCUCGUGAUAAAACGUCAUUUACAAUACCUGGAAACCCGUUAUAUCAGUACAAAGUAAUGCCGUUCGGAUUAUCCAAUGCUUCACAAACAAUGACACGACUGAUGGAUAAAGUCGUUCCAGCAGAAUUGAGGAAUGAGGUUUUUGUCUAUCUGGACGACCUUUUGAUAGUAUCAGAUUGCUUUGAGGCACAUUUAAAGGUGUUAGAGGUAGUUGCGGGGCAUAUAAAGGCGGCGGGGCUCACCUUGAACAUAGAAAAGAAUCAUGCCUCCCUCAAAUGGCUGAUGUCGCAGCCAGAUUUGCACUCGCGGUUGGCUCGUUGGGCUCUGAAAUUGCAGCGAUUUAAUUUUAAAAUUGAACAUCGCAGCGGCAAACUAAAUGUCGUGCCAGAUGCACUUUCUAGGGUAAACGAGAGCGUCGAGGUAUUGGAAGUAAGUAGAGAUUCACUAGUUGAGUUGGAUUCAGGAGCAUUCAAGGCGGCAGAAUAUGUGAAUUUAGUAGAACGGCUUAAAGCAAAUGGUGAUAGGUUACCGGACAUGAAAAUAGUCGAUGGCUUGGCGUACAAAAGAACAGAGCAUGCUACAGGUGAAUUUCUGAACGAUCAGAUCAUCUGGAAGAUAUGGAUUCCGAAGGAUUUGAUCCAGGAAGUUCUGAAGAAUGCCCACGAUCAUCCCAUGGCAUCGCACGGGGGAAUUCAUAAAACAGAGCGAGUGAGACGUUAUCGUUAUUGGCCUGGUUUAGUAAAAGAUGUCAAAUCAUAUGUUCUAGCCUGUGAUACCUGUAAGAUGUCAAAAGCUCCUAAUACAGUUCAAAGACCGCCGAUAGGGGUUCCUCCGGAGUCAGACAGAUUUUUCCAAAGACUAUUUAUCGACUUCUUGGGACCUUAUCCGCGCUCUAGGAGUGGAAACAUUGGGAUUUUCAUCGUUUUGGACCAUUAUUCCAAAUUCGUGUUUUUGAAGGCCGUCAAAAAGCUAUCAGCUGAAGUGGUCGUAAAAUAUCUGCAACAGGAACUCUCCCAUACAUACGGAGUGCCUGAGACGAUUAUUUCAGAUAACGGUUCCUAG